This is a messenger RNA of Rangifer tarandus platyrhynchus (Svalbard reindeer), 393 nucleotides long. The record is from the annotation of a GenBank genome assembly. NCBI's taxonomy places the organism in Eukaryota, Metazoa, Chordata, Mammalia, Artiodactyla, Cervidae.
AUGAACUACAGUGAGGAGCUAACCGGAGCCCCACCCAUCACCGAGGUGCCUCAGGAGCUGCUGGAAGAAAUGCUUUGGUUUUUCCGAGUAGAAGAUGCAACUCCUUGGAAUAGUUCCAUGUUCGUCCUGGCGGCCUUGGUGGUCAUGAUAAGCUUCAUCCUCUUGGGAAGGAACAUCCAGGCAAACAGAAAUCAGAAGAAGCUGCCACCAGAAAAACAAACUCCUGAAGCCCUGUACUUGGCUGAGGGUGGAAACAAAGAUGACAACAACCUGACCGUCCUAACAGAGACUUUGCUCUCUGAAAAGCCAACUUUGGCCCCGGGAGAAAUGGAUGCAAAAUGCAGGGAUGUGCCACUGGUCCGUCUUCCAGACCCACAAGAAUCUGAAAGCUAG